AUGAAUAGUGUGAGAAGACUCUUGUCUGCCUCUGUAAUUUCUGUCCAGAACUCCUGCUUCAUCUAUCCUGCCUGUCAAAAAUGCUUUUCUAGGCUGAUACUGGAUUCUAGGAGGUUUAACUGUCUAAAAUGUGGCUGCACAGGUGAAGCUAAAGAUGCCAGCUACAGAUACAGAUUGUCCCUAAAAAUUGCUGACACUAAUGAUUUGUUUGAAAUUACCGUGUUUGGAAGCUGCUUAGAUCCAUUCUUUGGUGUCACUGCAGAAAAUCUGCAGAGGUAUAUUCAAGAGUUCAACCAGCUAUCAGGAGAAACAAGCACUGAUGCAUCUCCAGGAGUAUUAGUUCAAGCAGUGGAAGCCUGUUUCAUUGGAAAAAGAUUUAUUUUUGGAGUUAAGGGUUGUGAAAGUGAAGAUGGAGGGCAUUCUGCUGGUAGCAACAUCUUGCAAAACUGUUCCAGAAUUAAUAGAAGUACAAAAAACCUUAUAGCUUGCCAGAUCUUCCUGCCAAAUGCUGCUGUUACUGGCUUUACAGUUAUCAGCUACUUCCAUCAGCUUCUGCAGUCAGCAAAAUUCAGGGGCUGUAAUAACAGCUCAUACUUACCUGAUGCAUCUUCUGCUCCAGGAGAUGAACCUGUCAGUGAGCUCAGUAGCUUGUUUAGCCUGAGCAGAAACUCCUGUUUUCUUCAGUCAAGUGGCAGAGAAAGUUUUUUAGGGUCCUGGCAGCAUUCCUUCAGCACAGCUUCUUCUGUUGCUUGGGUAACAGCAGAGGACUUUCCCACUCUGGAAGACUUUCCCACUCUGGAAGAGGGUAGGCUGGUGAGUGAACAGCAUGAAGAAGAGGGAAGGUCUGUCUCUGCAGAAUCAUGCAGUGUGAGCCUCAACAAUCAAACUCUUUGGGAUUCACCAUUUUGCAGCUCUUCUGUGAAGGAAGGGGAUAAAGAGGAGGAUAAUGAAUGGAGUUCGCAGCCUAGUCAGGCCGACAGUAUCUCUGCAACUGCUAAAUUAGAGAGAGUGUCCUGUUCAAAGACUGAGUGUUCACAUGGAAACAGUUCCAGGUUGUUACAGCAUCCCUUGGAAUUUGAAGUAAAAAGCAUUUACCCAAAGUCUAAUAGCAGAAAUUAUUCUUACCUAGAAAAAUCCCACAAUUCCCUUCUUUGCAAGAGAGAUGCCUCAGCUUCUAAGCUUAUAAAUGCAGCUGGAGUGUCUCAGACAGAUUCUGUGCUGUGGGAUGAGCUCCCGUUCUCAGAAAGCCUAAAUGAAUUUCUAGCCAGAUUAGAAGACUGCAAGAGUGUUGUAACAUCACCCAGCCUUGAUGUAGGCAAACAUGCCCUUCUAGAAAGUAGCAGGUUGGGUGGAAAUCCUAACAAAUCGUGCCCCAGGCAAACUCUAGUAGCUGGUGAUUUGCCUGAAGCAAGAGUCUCAGGGAGGUUCCUACCACCAGCAGAGAACAAUAGCUGGGAGAAUGUAUUGUUUGCUUGUCUUCAGUCGAAUGCAAAUCCUCCAAGUGAUGAGAUCUCACAGUGCAAGUCUUCCUCUAGUGUUUUAUCUUCAACUGACAAGGAAUGUGGAGCAUCUUGCUUCAUACCUAACCCUCCUCUACCUAUUCUGUCACAAUCCUUGCCAGUUACACCAGAGUCUUCUGUUUCUGAGAGAACGUACGUGCAGUCCCAAGAAGCAAAUACUGACAUUUCUAAGUCAGCCUGGUCUUUUAUCAGCCUGCAGCAUACUGUUGAACACAGGGAAACCUCCUAUUUAGAAGAGAACAAGACAGCUGCUGCUUGUGUGUGUUCUGCACAUGAUAGCUGUUUAGCUGGUUGUGAAAAUAAAGAAAAUUCUACAUCAAGCCAAAGAGCAGAUCUUGCAUUCACAGGGACAUGGGAUCCAGCAACUCCCAACAAUACAACAAGGAUAUUUAAAAGAGGAUUAAAACCAUUGACAGAGCUGUCAGAAAAUACCUUCAAAAGCAUUAUUAGGAGAGAGAUGCUGUGGAACAAUACCUGCCUUGAAGGCAGCUACAAUGCUUCUGCUGAUCUCUUUGAUGCAAGUACAAGAGAGGUAGCAAAACCUGUAGAAUUCGUAAAUAAAUCAUGUAAUUCUUUAAUACAGGAAGAUACUUUGACAGAAAAGUUCACAGCUCCUGAACUGGUGCUUUAUCCAGGAGAUGUUCCCUGUAAGAGUUCAAAACCAAGGUCAUCCCUGCAUAGGUCCCCACCUGCUUUUAGUCAGCACAGUACCCCAGUGACUUCCUCCUGUUGUGACUCAGAAUGCAGUUCAGUUAAUGCUCAAGACUUCAUUCCUUAUUCACAGUCAACUCCUAUGAGAAAACCUCUCCAGAAACCAUGGCCUGUUGGGGAAAGAAGCUCUUUUCUCCCUGUCUUCACCCCUAAAAAUCCCACUAAAAUCCAGUCCAAACACAAGCGAUCCAGGUCUUCCUUCCAGAACACACUGUUGCAGCAGCUCACGGGUAGGGUAGUGAAACGUGAAAGGCCAAGUAACAGGGAAGACAAAGGCAGUAACAUCUGUGUUGCACAGCAGUCCCUGAACAGCCCUCUGCCUGCCAACAUUGAGGAGUGGAUCCCUGCAUCUGCAAACAAAAGGUUGAAACCAACUGCACCUUUAAACUUGAAAACAGUUAGCUGGGCUGCUGACUUGCCAUCAACCCUUGGGGACACUGGCAGGAACCCUGUUUCUGAAAGCAAAGAGAACAGUAAAAAUGAUGUACACUUCAGAAGUGUGAGAUUAAACCCUGGGGAUACAACCAAGAUUCUGGCAACUCCUGUAUCUGCAGGUACCACCAAAGCCUUGUUUUUAAAUGAUACAAUCCUGGAAACAUGUUCCCCUUCCGAAGGCAAGAAUCUCCUCUCAAGUGCAAAUUAUUCAGGGGGUAUGUUGGAAGGGGCAACUGGCUGGUCUCCUGAGCUGUUCUUCCAAGCACAGACCUCUUUUUCCAGUAAGCCAAAAUACUAA
Chaetura pelagica (chimney swift) is the source of this 2964-nucleotide messenger RNA. It is a transcript of the gene DDIAS, whose product is annotated as DNA damage-induced apoptosis suppressor. The transcript has 4 exons. The record is from RefSeq and is a predicted model, not a curated record. Gene Ontology annotation, cellular component: cytoplasm; nucleus. Bases 1 to 2964 code for a protein of 987 amino acids. Lineage: Eukaryota; Metazoa; Chordata; Aves; Apodiformes; Apodidae. Gene Ontology annotation, biological process: negative regulation of intrinsic apoptotic signaling pathway in response to DNA damage.